UAGAGGGAGGGAGCCACAGGGGCACAGCGAGUGAUACUGACAGAGAGAGAGAGAGAAGGAGAGAGAUCCAGAGUUAUGGCGCCUGUGACCGGACCCCUGUUGCUCAUGCUGCUACUUCUGGGGUUAGACCGCUACAACACCUCCUCUGCUGCUGCCGCCAAGAACCGGUGUGACAUGACAACCCUGGUGAUGACCAAGACAGAGUGUCACUCCUGUAGCGUCAGUUCCAACGUGGGCUGUCCAGCAGGCUUCAACAAGAAGAUUCCCGGGAAGGGAAAACCAGACUGCAAGUACCAUGUGAGUCCCAUGGCCAGUCUGGUGUUGUCUAUCAAGGGCUGUUCUCAUGAGUGUUACAAGGAGGUGGUUGAGCCUCACUGCUGUCCAGGGUACUGGGGACCAGACUGCAUCGAGUGCCCAGAGGACGCAGACAGGCCCUGCAGUAAUAAUGGACUGUGUUCUGAAGGCAUGGGUGGCAACGGGACCUGCAGCUGUAAGCCUGGCUUCGUGGGAACUGCGUGUGAAGACUGUGCAGAUAAUCUUUACGGCUCAACCUGUAGUUCUGCCUGCACGUGUGGACAUGGCCUGUGUAAUGCUGGUAUCCACGGUGACGGGAUAUGCACCUGCUUCUCUGGGUAUAAAGGCCCAAAAUGUGAUCUUGAGCUGCCGGAGUGCUCGUCUCUGCUUUGUCCACAGAACACUCGCUGUAUGCAGGGCUCACUUGAUGGGUCGCUGCGUUGUCAAUGUCUACCUGGCUACCGAACCUCUGGAGAUCAAUGCAUAUCCAUAAACCCGUGCCUGCAGCAGGUGUGCCACAUCCAUGCCACCUGUGCCCAUGUGGGGCCCAACAAGCACUUGUGUACCUGUGCCCAGGGCUACAGCGGGGACGGGCACGUGUGUGUUCCCAUAGACCCCUGUCAAACACACCUGGGGGGCUGCUCUGCUGACUCUGCGCGCUGCAUGUACGAUGGGCCAGGGAAGUCUCAUUGUGAGUGUCAAGAUGGGUUUGACCACCUGACAGGAGGGGUGAGCUGCAGCCUGAAGGACUUGUGCAGACCUAACUCCUGCAGCAAACACGCCAACUGUUCAACAGUGGAGCCGAACAUAGUAGAGUGCACAUGUCACGAGGGUUACGUGGGCAACGGCAAGAUUUGCUAUGGCAACAUCAUGCAGCGUCUGAACGAUCUGAACUCAGAGCCCGGGGGCCAAUGGACCGGUCAGCUCAGCAAUGCCAUCACACUCUUUGGUGCCAUUACUUGGCCCCUGAGCAACGUUGGCCCCUUCACCAUCUUCGUCCCAAUCAACAAGGGCUUCAAAGGAACUCCGCUGAUAACUCUGAUGGCUGACCCAAUGAAGGCUAAGUACCUGUGUAAGCUGCACAUUGCUCCCGUGGAGAUGCCCUAUGACAUGCUGAACAGAGGGGUCAUCUACUACACUCUGACGGGCAAGGCAGGGGAGACGGUGACAACAGAUGACCAGCUCAAGAUCCGUAUCCAUGGCAGCAGGAAGAAGGGCGGGGUCCUGCAGUCUGAUGUCAUCGCUUCCAAUGGGAUCAUCCAUAUUAUCAACAAGCUGAUGGACAGUGUCUCACCCACGGUGGAGAGCGACAGAGAGGAGAAUCUGAUGAAGAUUCUAUCAGACUAUGGGAAGUUUUCCAAGUUCAAGGAUUUGUUGAUGAAAGCCAAUAUUGAUUCUGUAUUGGAGGAGGCUGGGCCCUCCACCAUCUUUGCCCCCACCAACACAGCCUUCGAUGCCAUGAAGGAGGGACAGCUGGACUAUCUCACCUCUAGUGAGGGAAGCACUAAACUACUGGAGCUACUAAGGAAUCAUGUGAUCCCCUCAUUCAAUGUGAGUGUCUAUAACGCUGUGACCAACCAGCGGAUUAGGACCAUUGCCAAUCAGAUCCUCUCGUUCAAUGUGACUGAAAACGGUCAAAUCCUGGUCAACGGCAUGGCUGUACUGGAGGCAGACGUGGAGGCCAAGAACGGACGCCUCUAUUCGCUGGACGGAGUUCUAAUCCCGUCCUCCAUCGAGCCGGUACUGCCUCACAGGUGUGACAUCACAGAGAACAAACUUUUGAAGGGUGACUGUGUCAGCUGCUCAAAGGUGACCAAGUCCGGCUGCCCACCCGGAGCAUCCACAAACACCUUCCUUCGCGGCUGUGUGUUCCGGAACAUACUGAGUUUCAACAUCCUUACGUUUGGCUGCACCCCCAUAUGCAACAGGACCCUCACGACACCACUGUGCUGUAAGGGCUUCUAUGGGCCAGACUGCACCCCGUGUCCUGGAGGGUUCAACACCCCCUGCUCCCGUCACGGACAGUGUUCUGAGGGGAUCGAGGGAAACGGGACGUGUGUCUGCGAGACCGACUUCAAAGGCUCCCGGUGUCACUACUGCUCCAACCCCAACAAAUACGGACCAGCCUGCGACAAAACUUGUGACUGUAUCCAUGGUGUGUGUGAUAACCGUCCCGAGGCAGACGGGCGUUGUAAGGUGGACUCCUGCCAGCCGGGCUACACUGGCCAGUACUGUGAGCGCCACACCCAGGCCUGUGGCCCCCAGGUGACCUUCUGUCAUGCCCACGCAGAGUGUAACUUCAACGGAGGGGCAGUCAAGUGUGUGUGUAACCCUGGUUUCCAAGGCGAUGGGAUCACGUGUGUGUAUACGGAACCCUGUGCCCUUCCGAACCGUGGAGGAUGCGAUGUGAAUGCCAAGUGUAUAAAGACAGGGCCAGGCUCACACACAUGCCAAUGUUUGGCAGGAUGGAGGAUGGAUGAGGAUGGGUGCCAGCCUAUCAAUGACUGCCUGGGCCCUGACAGAGGGGGCUGCCAUCCCAAUGCCACCUGCAUCUAUGUGGGCCCUGGACAGAGCGGCUGUGCGUGCAAGAGUGGUUUCCGUGGCAAUGGGAGAGAGUGCGAGGCGAACAAUCCGUGCGUGGCACAAAAUGGCGGCUGUCAUUAUCUGGCAAGCUGUCUCUACGUGUCCGGUGCAUGGAAGUGUGUGUGUGAGGAUGGAUACACAGGUGACGGAGAGGUGUGCUACGGCAACGUGGGACAGGAGUUGAUGGCCCUUCCUGAUGUCGCUGAGUUCGCCAAAUGGGUGACUGACGUAGGCAUUUCCCAGCUGCCACUCAUGAACAGUCAGAACGUAACUCUGCUGGUGCCGUCCACAGCAGCUACAGACAAGAUGACCAAAGAGGACAAGGACUUCUGGACAACCCAGGGGAACCUACCCAGUAUCAUCAAAAAUCACAUGAUCCAAGGUGUCUACUCACUAGAUGACCUCCGCGAUGCAUCCUCCAACUUGCAGCUCACUUCCGUUCUGAAGAAGGCUCUUCCUGUUACUAUUACCAAUGAGUCCACAGUGAUUGGAGGAGCCACCAUAACAACCGCGAAUGUGGCUUCAACCAAUGGACUGAUCCACAUUAUUGACACAGUGUUGGUUCCAGAGAGGAGCCUCAGUGAGGGGCUGCUGGAGCUGCUUGCACGGAGGCCAGAGUUCUCCCUGUUCAGGAGUUACCUUGUCCAUCACAACCUGACAGGAGAGAUAGAGCAGGCCUCGGCCUACACUGUGUUCGCUCCAACAGACGGCGCUGUCCUCGAGUACCUCAAGAAUACCGCUUCAGACACCAUGGACGUGAAUACGACGCGGUACCACGUAGUGCUGUCUGAUAGGUUAAUGAAGGUAGACCUGCUGGGUGGAGCCUACAAGGAGACCAUGCUGGGGUUCUCCUACCAGCUAGGCAUCUUACCCAGGGAUGACAAGUUGUUUGUGAAUGAAGCCCAGAUAAAUGUGUCAGACAUCCUGGGAGGUAAAGGGGUGAUCCACGGCCUAUCCGCAGUACUAGAUAUCAUCAGAAAUCGCUGCGACAUCCAGCAAUUCAAGACAUUUCCGGGAUUCUGUCAAGAUUGCUUCCACCCACAACUCAACUCCUGUCCAACUGGAGCUACCCCAGUGGUAUUGGUCAGGAAAAAGUGUAUGUUCAGUCGGGUCUACCAGGGGGCACAGCUGCUCAGCAUCGGCUGCAGGACCAUCUGCAAGAACACUACCAUUGUGCGGAGGUGCUGUGGCGGGUUCUACGGGGAGCACUGUGAGCCGUGUCCAGGGCCCAAAGGCCAGCCUUGCUAUGGGAACGGGAUGUGCCAGGACAUGACCAACGGUACAGGGGUUUGCCAGUGUAACAAGAACUUCAACGGGACUGCUUGUGAAGCGUGCCAGGAUGGCAAAUACGGCAUCCACUGUGACCAAGACUGUAGGUGUAAGAACGGCCGGUGCAACGAAAGUAUCCAUGGAGAUGGGACAUGCGAGUGUGACGCGUAUUGGAGAGGGGUCACCUGUGAUGAGAAGUUCACUAGAGAAGAGAACUGUGGGGACAGGACGUGCCACACCAGUGCAAUAUGUGUAGCAGGUCGCUGUGAAUGUCUGGCAGGGUUUCAGGGUAACGGCGUCGACUGCAAAGCGAAAGACGCCUGCAAAGACAAUAACGGGGGAUGCAGUCCUCACGCUGUGUGUAAGAGGACUCUCCCUGGACGCAGGCAGUGCGUGUGCAACACGGGAUACCACGGCGAUGGGAUGGUGUGUGUACAGAUCAACCCCUGCCUGGACGGUAAAGGAGGCUGCCAUGUGAAUGCAGGCUGUAUUCACACCGGACCUAACAAAACGUCGUGUGUGUGCAGCCACGGCUACACAGGAGAUGGGAAGGAGUCUUGUACGGUUAUCAACCUCUGUCGAACGAAACAAAGGGACUGCCACAGGUUCGCCAGGUGUAAUAUGACUGGUCCAGGGGAACACAGCUGCACCUGUAUGGACGGAUACAUGGGCGACGGCAUCCGCUGCAAAGGCACUGUGGGCAAGGAGCUUCUCACCAGGAAACUGAGGGAUUUCUAUCUUGGGUUGAUGAUGGCAGAUAUUUCUCUGAAGGGCCGGGGUCCAUUCACAGUCUUUGCUCCAACAGCUGAGGCCUUCGCCCGGGGGGAGAUGGCAAAAGAGUUGAGGCAUCCCUCGAAGAGAGACAAGAGGGCCAACAUUCUUCGCUACCACAUCGUGUCAUGUCAUACCUUAUUGGCCAGCGACCUGACCACGCCCAGAAACCUGACCACUCUCAUGGGAGACGUCUUGACCAUCACCUACUCUGAGGGUACCAUCCUCAUCAACAACAUGGUGAAAGUGGUGCGCAGUGAUGACCCGAGCAUCAAUGGGAUCAUCCAUGAGAUUGACACCUUCAUGAUACCAGAGAGGCUGAAGAAGGCUGAUGUGAUAGAGGGGCCAUUGAACCUCACUGAUGUGGCUGAUGGUAAUGGUUACAAGACCUUCUACAAACUGCUGUUGGACACAGAUGUGAUGGCAAUGGUGAAUGACCCCCUCCACCAGCCCGUGACAUUGUUCCUGCCGUCGGACCGCGCCAUGGCCGCACUGCCCCAGGAGCAGAAAGACUUCCUUUACAACUCACAGAACAGAGGACACCUGCUGGAGUACCUCAAAUACCACAUCCUCCGAGACACCAAGGUGUAUGCAGCAGAGCUGGUCCACAUCGAUCCUAUACGGACGCUCCAGGGAUCCGAACUCAAAGCCAACUGUGGAGGGCUGGACAACAUAGGUGAAAUCUUCCUCAACGACGGGAACUGCCGAAUCAUCCAGAGGCACAUCCCCUUCAACGGUGGGAUAGCCUAUGGGAUCGACUGUCUGCUGAACCCGCCGAGCCUCGGGGGUCGCUGUGACAAAAAGGAAACUGUAGAUUUCCCGCUACCCUGUUCAUUCUGCACAUCAUCAACACACUGCCCCCCUGGGUCCAAACUCAAGGAGGUGAAGAAAUGUGACCUGCACAUGAUAGUGAAUAUGAAUAAAGGCUGCCAGGCCAUAUGUACUUUUGUCCUCUGGCAACCCAAGUGCUGUGCUGGCUUCUAUGGACGUGACUGUCUGGUUUGUCCUGGCGGGAAUUCAUCUCCCUGUUUGAACCAUGGAAAGUGUGAUGACGGUCACCUAGGCAACGGUAACUGCACAUGUGACACUGGUUUCCAUGGCGACGCCUGUGAGUUGUGUAAAAAAGGCCACUAUGGACCAGACUGCACAGCAUGUAACUGCACAGGGCAUGGGUCAUGUGAAGAAGGCCUUAAAGGGACAGGCUCCUGUUUCUGUGAACAGGGCUGGACCGGGCAGCGCUGUGAGACACAACUAGCGGAGGGUCCAGUCUGCUCCCCAACCUGCUCUCAGAACGGCAUAUGUAAAGAGAACAACACCUGUGUAUGUAAACUUUUCUACGAGGGAGACGGCAUCAGCUGCAUAGUGGCUGACCUGUGUAAGUUCUGGAACGGUGGCUGUGCCCAGGGAGCUAAGUGCAGUCAGAAGGGGGAGACGGUGAGCUGCGCCUGCCCUCAGGGACACUCUGGAGACGGCUUCAUCUGUCGGCCCAUAGACCCUUGCUCCGUCGAUGACAACGGGGGUUGCCACGAGCACGCCACCUGCACCAUGACUGGGCCGGGAAAGAAGAAGUGUGUGUGUAAGGAUAACUACAUCGGGGACGGUGUGACGUGUGAGGUGAAGGAGCUUCUUGUGAACCGUUGUCUCCAGGAGAACGGGCAGUGCCACUCUGACGCCCAGUGUACCGACCUUCACUACGAGGACAGCACAGUCGGUGUGUUCCACUUCCGGUCCAACAAGGGACAGUACAAGCUGAACUAUACAUCGGCCCAGGAGGCCUGCACAGGAGAGGGGGGAACCAUCGCCACGUACACACAGCUCUCCUACGCACAGCAGGCUGGGCUCAACCUGUGUGCGGCUAGCUGGCUGGACCAGGCCAGAGUGGCCUACCCCACCACCUACUCCAACCCCAAGUGUGGCUUUGGUCACGUGGGCAUCGUAGACUACGGCUUACGCAACAACCUCAGCGAGACCUGGGACACCUUCUGCUACAGGGUCAAGGAGGUGAAAUGUGAAUGUAAAGCAGGAUAUAUAGGAGAUGGAUACUCCUGCAUUGGAAACCUCCUGCAGGUCCUCACUGAGAAGCCCACCUUCUCCAACUUCCUCUCUCAAAUCCUGAACUACUCCCAGAUGUCCGUGUCAGGAAAACAGUUUAUGAAGCGCCUCAGUAACCUGACCAUCCAGUCCACUCUGUUUGUACCUGAUAAUACCGGACUGUACCAGAACCAGACACUGACCCACAGGGACAUGGAGUACCAUCUCUCGGAGGGCCGGGCCUUGGCCCUGAAAGACCUGACCAACGGCAGCCGUAUCCGCACCCGGCUGGGCCAAAGCCUCAUUGUCCUGGGUAUCGUUGACUUCCUCAACCCCAAAGUCCUGAGUUCCUCACGUUAUAUCAACGACCGCUUCAUCGUCGACUCCGACAUCCUGGCAUCCAAUGGGAUCAUCCAUGUGCUGCAGGGACCCCUCAAAGCCCCUCCCCCUUGGAUAGUGCUCCAUGCGGGUCACAAGGCAGGGAUGGGGAUUGGAGUUGUGCUGUUGAUCAUGCUGAUGGCUGGGGCUGGGUUCGUAGGCUACCACUUCUACACCCACAAGACCAAACCAUUCCAGUUCCACUACUUUAAGGAAGAGGACGAGACACCUCCAGACUGCAACCCUGCCAUCUGCAACCCCAGCAUUGUUAACCCCACUUAUGACUCUGCCCCUGCCACAAGUGAACCCGUUCCAUCUGAGCUUCCUGAGGAGGACAAACACCAUGUGGUAGAGGGUGGCCCGUAUGACCUGCUCCAGGACUGCUGAGAGACACACGUCACAGUCCUCACUCUCCCUCUGAUAAAGCUGUGAGGAGUGCUACU
Molecule: messenger RNA, 7769 nt
Organism: Salvelinus namaycush (lake trout)
Lineage: Eukaryota; Metazoa; Chordata; Actinopteri; Salmoniformes; Salmonidae
Gene: stab2
Product: stabilin 2
Exons: 67
Coding region: 76-7713 (2545 amino acids)
Biological process (GO): cell adhesion
Molecular function (GO): hyaluronic acid binding; calcium ion binding
Source: RefSeq, a predicted model, not a curated record